UUAAAAUAUGAAUUUAUGAAAGCAAGUGGACCAGGUGGUUAACAUGUUAAUAAAACUGAAAGUGCUUGUAGAAUCACUCAUAUUCCAACUGGAAUUUAAGUUGUAAAUAUGGAAGAUAGAAGUUAAGAGAGAAAUAAAUAAAGAGCAUAUUAAAUAUUAAGAGAUAAAUUAUUUGCUAUUCAUGUAUAAGAGAAAUAAGAAAGAAUGGCUUAAUCUAGAAAAAGUUAAGUUGCUGGAUCUGAUAGAAGUGAUAAAAUAAGAACAUAUAAUUUUCCAUAAGAAAGAAUAACUGAUCAUAGAACUAAUUUAACAAUGUAUGGUAUGGAAAAAAUGUUAUCUGGAGAAUUAUUAGGAGAAUUCAUCUAAAAAUAUUAAGAGAAAAUUCAUAAUGCAAAAUUAUAAGAUUUAUUAGAUGAAUUAUCAAAUGAAAAUAAGAAAUGA
Molecule: messenger RNA, 441 nt
Organism: Paramecium pentaurelia
Lineage: Eukaryota; Ciliophora; Oligohymenophorea; Peniculida; Parameciidae
Source: the annotation of a GenBank genome assembly